This is a messenger RNA of Topomyia yanbarensis, 1882 nucleotides long. RefSeq names its product actin-related protein 8-like. Gene Ontology annotation, biological process: regulation of DNA-templated transcription; double-strand break repair. The record is from RefSeq and is a predicted model, not a curated record. Gene Ontology annotation, cellular component: Ino80 complex. NCBI's taxonomy places the organism in Eukaryota, Metazoa, Arthropoda, Insecta, Diptera, Culicidae. Bases 114 to 1802 code for a protein of 562 amino acids. The transcript has 4 exons.
GCUUCAAGCAAAAACAAUUUUGUUUAUGCGGUCUCGUUCUGUUUAUUUUUGCAGUAAGUCAAUCACUUGAAUUAAUGUGAUAAAUAUACGUAUUGUUCUACAGCUUCAAUAAAAUGGCAAACAACAAAGAUACACCAGAGCAUCUUCAAGCCCAAAACAUCAUAGUUAUACAUCCGGGCUCACUAUAUUUGCGAAUCGGACGAGCUUCCGAUGUGAAUCCUUGUCGAAUUUUACACGCUAUUGCCCGCCGCCGAAAGCCAGGUGGUCAUGCUUACCGAGAGCUAAUACUUCCUCCACCGAUCGCAAAACCGAAGGAACUAUUACCAGAGUUUGAGGAAUGUCGUUUGCAAGUUUCACACACGUUGCAAUCCUGUGUUCAGUCGGAUGGACGCAGGAGAUAUGCUACCCCUCCGCAGCAGAUAUCCGCUUUCAAUCGAAGAUCUAUGGCAGAGCCUAUAGAAGGUAGUGUAACUAAUUUCAAAGAUGACCUUGCCGGUAGUACUGUAAUUGGCGAAGAAGUUGUUUCGCUGAAUCCCGAUGGUGAAUUCAAUUUACACUUUCCUCUCAAAAGGGGUGAACUGAAUUUGCACAAGGAUGUCGGAGGUUCCUUGUCUGGUGUUAUGGCCGACUUACAAGAAAUUUGGGAAUAUGUUUUAAAACAUCGACUAAAAAUCGAUUUGAAACAACUGAAAAAUUAUAAAGCUGUUUUGGUCAUUCCUGACAUAUACAACAGAGCUUAUUUGAAAGAAUUUACCACACUACUGCUGAACAAAAUUGGGUUUGGAUGUUGUUUUCUGCUACAGGACCAUGUAGCAGCUACCUUUGGUGCCGGAUUGGGAUAUGCUUGCGUAGUCGACGUGGGAGAUCAAAAGACUUCUGUUUCGUGCGUCGAAGAUGGAAUAUCUCACCCUAACACGAGAGUGCGGUUGGAUUACGGAGGCGCUGAUGUAACGCAAGCAUUCUUCUGGAUGCUUCAGAAGUGUGCUUUUCCAUAUAAGGAUUGCGACCAGAAAAAACCACAGGAUGUAAUGCUACUCAAGCAACUGAAAGAGGAAUAUUGCCAUGUCAAUCUAGAUGUUUGCGGUUCAUUGGAAAGAUCUUUCACUGUACAAAAUUCACAACAAGCCAAAUGCAAAUACACCCUGCAAGUUGGCGAUGAAGCAAUCGUAGCACCGUUGGGGCUGUUUUAUACCGAGCUAUUUUCGGUUACAGGUGCGAAUAGAUCGGUUCCAAAAACACAAAAACCUAGCGCGGCACAGCCGCACCCAGAGGAUUGCUUCGAUGCGGAAUAUCUUCGGGAAACGGGUCGAAGGGGAAAAGAAAAUUUGGAACAAACGACCAAUGAAAGUGGUCUCGGAAACACGGAAAACCAGGAUGAGGAAAUGGUUGUCGAAGGACUCGACCAGGAGAAGGAAGGCAAGGCUAGCGAGAAGGAUUUUAUUUUACCGAGUGGACAAAUUAUCGGAAUCGAUCAGGCGGUCUUGCAAAGCAUCGAACGAUGUCCGAACGACGAAUUGAAACGCAAAAUGUAUGGCUGCAUUUUGGUUGUUGGUGGUGGAAUGAAAUUCACUGGCAUAAGUAAUUGGUUGCAGAACCGGGUAGCCUUGAAAAUUCCUUUGAUGUUCCGAUCGGAGCAUAAUAUUGUGACCAGUUCAAAGGAUAUCGACCAGGAGAUUACUGCAUGGAAGGGAGCAGCUAUAAUGUCUUGUUUAGAAAGUGCCUCUGAACUGUGGCUCUCCGAACCUGAAUGGACCCGGUACGGGCUUCGGAUAUUGCGCGAAAAAGCGGUAUUUAUGUGGUAGAGACAAUUGGAUGGUAUAUUUGCGUAAGUAAACUAAUUAUUGCUUACUUAUUACGUAAAAUAUAAUUCCUAUAACAAUUA